AUGAGUUAUUCACCAAAAAAACUCUCACCACUUGAUGAUAUCAGACAAAAGACUAGCAGCUGCAAAGGAGAUGAAAUUAAGAGGAGUUCAGAUGAAUAUCUGAAUAUGUUUCUUGGAAAAGAAGGAAAUGAAAGUGUUCUGUCAUUAGACUCUCUACAAACAACCGAGAGAUUGCUCGACAGAUUGGAUCUGAGUACGGAAGAUGAAGCACUUUUACAACAAGCACUCAGGGAAGAGGAGACAAGAAGAACGCAGCUACAAGAUCUCAAGCAGAAACGCGUUUUAUGUAUGCCUGCAUCUGGUUUUCCAUCUCUAAGACACGCUGGCGGGUCUGGAAAUCACUCUAAUUUAAUUGAUCAUAAUUCGACGAUGCACAUCAUCAAUGGACUCUCGAAUAAAGAAAAGGUGCGCCCCUCAAAUAGAAAUGCAAUUGAAUUACAUUUCUCAAAAUACAGAUAUUCUUACUUGGUGGAAGAGGAAAGUGAUGCAGAGGAAAAUGACGGACUUAAUCCAGAUCAAUCAGUUAUCAAUCAAGCAGUAAGUAUUGAUAAGUUUCGUCUCAAGAAUUAUCAAUAUACCUCUAAAAUGGAUACCUUAACUGAAACAUACGAGCGACAGAAUUAUUCUUUUCCUGCUCCUAAUCGACCAACAUUAAAGACUAGCCAGCAAAGCCCAUUCCAUACCCCCAAAGGAAGCAUAUCUUCUAUUGAGAGUAAGUACUUGAUUAAACCUAGUACUCAGUCCUCUGGUGAUAGUGAUUUGUCUAAAGCGAGCGAUGUCCGUGUUCCUCAUUAUAACAGUACUUAUAAUUUCUCUACUCCGAGGAAAUCUAACUCUAACUCAAGCAUUCAGCAAGAUAUCAGUUCUCCAUCAAAGAGUGUUAGCACUACCAAGACGCAUAAAAAGAAAUCCUCAUUUUCGUUGAAGAAUUUGUUCAGAUCUCCCAAGGUAGAAUCAAUAAAAUCGCCAAAGAAAGAUUACUCCACAUCGUUGGAGUCCACUCCAGUAUCCAAGAAUUUCAGGUUUCCGUCAAAUCAGCAAGAUUUUUACUCUCAAAGCUCGUCACCCUCUCCUUAUACUGCGUCAGAUUCACAUACACCAAACCAACAGGAAAAACAUAACCAAGGACAUAAACCUGAUAAUAACUAUUCGCUCAAUAUCUCAGACGAUCGUGCAAGUGAGAUCACUGAGAGUUGUUUUAAGUCUUCGAUGGGAUCAAUUAGUCAGAGAAAGCUAUCACUGAAUAGGGAAAAGAGCAUGGAAAGUACCUCACACACUGAUUCACCAAAACUGCAAAGUGGUACAGCAUAUUCCAAUUAUUUGAAUCAUGAACAGGAUUUAGUCCCAGAAAGAAGAAUUAGGACCGCAAUUGAGUUGAGGAAUCGUGGCCAUCUGAAAGAAUCCACGGAGCAACUAAGAGCUCUUUGUAAUGGAGGUUACCGAAUAGGGUAUCUACUUUAUGGACUGGCCCUGAGACACGGGUCAGGAACGAAGCAGGACUAUAAAUCGUCUUUCAAGUACCUCAAAAUGGCUGCAGACAUACAAUCAGAGGAGCUACAGAUUUUUGAUAGAGCAAUAAAUCCAUUUGAACUGAAUGAUGUUCCAUACGAUCCUCCUGAACCUUUAGCCCCAGCCUUGUAUGAAUGUGGAAUUUGCUAUUUGAAGGGAUACGGGGUCGAAUUUAUAGAUGAAGUCAAAGGUUUGAAAUACUUGGAAAUUGCUGCUUCAUUGGGUCACAUUGAUUCUAUGUGUUUAAGUGGUACGAUCUGGUCCAAAAAGUCAAGAAACCGCAAAAAAGACAGUGCCAGAGCAGCAGCAUGGUUCAGGUUAGCAGACAAAAGAGGAGCUACUUUGAUUGGUGCAGAAUGGAUAUAUAAAGACAAGUAUAUGAAACCUCGAAAGAAGUAA
Lachancea fermentati is the source of this 1908-nucleotide messenger RNA. The record is from the annotation of a GenBank genome assembly. NCBI's taxonomy places the organism in Eukaryota, Fungi, Ascomycota, Saccharomycetes, Saccharomycetales, Saccharomycetaceae.